AUGGAAGUGAGCCCAAACGAGCUGAUGAACAUCCUGAACAGAAUCAUUGCAAAGCAUCAGGAUCUGAAGACAGAUGGUUUCAGCAUUGAGUCUUGCAGGAGCAUGGUGGCAGUCAUGGAUGUAUCUUUUCCUUCAUUAGUACUCUGUGUGUUUUAUAUAAUCUGGGCCCCUGCCAUCACACAGUUCAUAUCUGGCACCGGCACCGUUUCAAAAGUACAGGUUUGGCACCGGUAUCGGAUAAAACCUAAACGAUAUCCAUCCCUAGAUAUAAGCAGCACAGCCUUAUCCAGACAUAAUGCACAUGUACCUGUUGUUGUACUGCUUAAUUGUAACACACAGUUGUGCGUCUCUUCGUUAGGCUUCCCUCUCAAUGGUCAGCUGUACCAGAUGAUCAUUCGCAGAUACAGCGAUGAAAAUGGAAACAUGGAUUUUGACAACUACAUUGGCUGUCUCGUAAGGCUGGAUGCAAUGUGCCGUGCCUUCAAAACCUUGGAUAAGGAUAACAACGGGACCAUCAAAGUUAAUGUUCAAGAGUGGCUGCAGCUCACCAUGUACUCUUAAGUCCAGAUCAUGUUUCUCCGGCUUGUUUCAUGGAACCACUUUGUUUAUAUACACAAUUCGAGAUAUUUUAAUCAUCAUCCCAAUAACUUCCUGUGUUAGCAAAUCCCUUGUGCGUGCAGGCUUAUUUUCACAAUUGCAUGUUAAUGGAAACGUGGUGGCAUUCUUCACAGCUCUUAAAACUUACACGAAAGAUUGGAAAACACUGUUAACAAAGCUGCAUGCAGAAUGCUGCCCGUAGCUGACGAUGAUCAAAGGUGAAUGCUACUAAACUUUUUGGACAGCUGUGAAAUCACAUAGUUGUGUAAAAGUGAUAGUUUGUUGAAUUGCUGCCAUUUUUUUGGCAUUUUCUUUUGAUCUUCCUCACACCCCAAAUUUCUAAAUGGCACAAGAAGAUCCUGCUUCUGCCGCCCUGGGAUUUGUAAUUUAAAAUCUAAUGUGAAAGCAGUAUUGCUCUUUGUCUGGGGCUGAUUUGACAAUCACCAUGUCUUAGAGAAUUGGUAGAAACAUGUUUUUGCUCAUUGGUUGUUUUUAUCCUAAAACCUGAUCGUCAGCUGGCUUUUUUUCUUCUUCUUUUUCUGCCUUUUAACUCCAAACUUUGCUGGGAAUGCACCUGUGGGCUGCACAAGUGUUGUAAAAGACACACAAACCUCCUUCAGGUGUCACUUUAUUAAAGAUGUCAGAGGUCAGCUGCGGUGUGGUAGACUAGGCAUCGCACACCUCUUUCCACCCGUUCUACUAGAUUAGAUCUUUCUAGGAAUUGUGUGGGUGUGUGAGCGCUGAUUGCUGUGUUCACAACUCUUUGUGGCUGCUAUUAGUUCUGUUACACCUGUUGGGGCAGGUAGCCUAUUUCAUUAGUAAACAUGUAGGUCCUUAGAAUUUCAUAAAUUCUCAGUAGUUCCACCCAAUUUCAUCCUGAGCAGAGGACAAAGCAUAGUUGCAGCAAAAACCCCCCAAAGGCAGCUCACACCUAGCUGAAUGAUGUGUCACUCUGAAUAUUCCUUCCAGAAGAAAUUAUGUAGAGACAUUAUUAUUAUUAAUAUUAACAAAUAAACACCUUUCCAUUGACCUCCUCUUAUCAUGGCUGUCACUCAUGCAGUGAUACCAAGAGCUGUUUUCAGGUGUUGUGGCUGAAGAGUGUAACAUGUGGCCACAUCUCUUGCAGUUCUAAAUGUUAUGGGUGUGUUAUGGGUGUGUGUCUAAGCAAGCAUGAGCAACAGGAUAAACAGGCUGUCAGCCUGUGCACACCCAUGCAGCUCAGAGAAAGAGGUUUAAUUUUAAAAACAGGUAUGUGCACCGUAUCCUUGCUGAGACUCUGCCAUGGAAGAAACCGCUGAUGUUGAACUUUUCAACCUUGGGUUAUAUCCAGCGUUUGUGAAACCAGCCCCAGCUCCUCUGACUGUAGAUUUGUGCUCACUGAGACUGUACUGGCUCACAGAUUUGUGUUUGCUGGUGAGUUACAGCACUGUAGGAACACACAGCAUGAAUUAUUGAUUUCUACACUCCAUUCUUUUGCAUCAUAGACUGUUAUUGCAUCUUAUCACUAUCAGAAUGCCUUUUACGGCCACUAGAUGGCUACUUGGUUUCUAAACAUAUAAAUCCUGUACUUUCUGGAUCCUGCACUUAAUGGUAAGUUAAUGCAACAACUCAACAUAGCUGACUUUAUCUUCCAUCUAUAGUAGUAAUGUACAUUAAAGUGUGAAAGGUGUGAGCUUUGCUCAAAGAUAAUGUGCCAUAUUGUCUGUUUGAAGUGAAAGUCUGCCAUAGCUUUGUGUGUCUCAGCUUUCUGAUCACUUAUGCCUCCAUUAGAUGCCAGCAUAGUGUGUGAGCUGAUGCUGUAUGCCACUAAUGCAUGAAGCCCAAAGUGAAAUGCCAUAAUUAAGGGGUUUUGAUCCUGUAGCUCUUUAUGCCACAGCCAUUAAACUGUUAUUGGAUUUGCUUGAUAAAU
Molecule: messenger RNA, 2506 nt
Organism: Neolamprologus brichardi
Lineage: Eukaryota; Metazoa; Chordata; Actinopteri; Cichliformes; Cichlidae
Source: RefSeq, a predicted model, not a curated record